Messenger RNA from Lates calcarifer (barramundi perch), 2111 nucleotides. It is a transcript of the gene gmpr2, whose product is annotated as guanosine monophosphate reductase 2. The transcript has 10 exons. Gene Ontology annotation, cellular component: GMP reductase complex. Gene Ontology annotation, molecular function: GMP reductase activity. NCBI's taxonomy places the organism in Eukaryota, Metazoa, Chordata, Actinopteri, Centropomidae. Gene Ontology annotation, biological process: nucleotide metabolic process. The record is from RefSeq and is a predicted model, not a curated record. Bases 162 to 1208 code for a protein of 348 amino acids.
UACAACGCGGCUGUCAGUUGGUGUCCGCCCCCCUAAAGUUUCCCGCGCACACAGUGUAGGGAAAGGAGGCAGCGGAGCAGACAAAAUCAAUCACACUUUUCUAGAGGACAGACUGCUUCAUUUUCACAUUUUUUUUUGUUACACUACUUCCUGUUCCCUAAAUGCCUCGCAUUGAGAAUGACAUCAAGCUGGACUUCAAGGAUGUCCUCCUUCGUCCAAAGAGAAGCACGCUCAAGUCCCGGAGCGAGGUGGACCUGAUGAGGAGCUUCACCUUCAGGAACUCCAAGGGCAGCUACAGAGGGAUCCCCAUCAUCGCUGCUAACAUGGACACUGUGGGGACCUUUGAGAUGGCCCUGGCCUUGCACCAGUUCACUCUCUUCACCACAAUUCACAAACAUUACUCUGUGGAUGACUGGUUGGAGUUUGCAGCAAAGCAUCCUGAAUGCCUGGAGAGUGUAGCAGUCAGCACAGGCACCGGUGACGGUGACUUUGAGAGGAUUUCAGCCAUCUUGGCGGCGGUGCCACAGCUACAGUACAUCUGUGUGGACGUGGCAAAUGGCUACUCUGAACACUUUGUCCACUUUGUCAAAGACGUCAGGGGAAAGUUCCCCUCACACACUAUUAUGGCAGGAAACGUGGUGACUGGAGAGAUGGUGGAGGAGCUGAUCCUGGCUGGUGCUGACAUCAUCAAAGUAGGCAUCGGACCAGGUUCUGUGUGCACCACCCGCAAGAAGACAGGGGUGGGCUACCCCCAGCUUAGUGCUGUGAUUGAGUGUGCAGAUGCAGCCCAUGGACUGGGCGGCCACAUCAUCUCUGAUGGGGGAUGUACUUGCCCGGGAGAUGUUUCAAAAGCUUUUGGUGCUGGAGCGGACUUCGUGAUGCUGGGUGGUAUGCUGGCAGGCCACUCGGAGAGUGGGGGAGAGAUCAUUGAGAAAAACGGCAAGAAAUACAAGCUGUUCUAUGGAAUGAGCUCCGACACAGCGAUGAAGAAACACGCAGGCGGCGUGGCUGAGUACAGAGCGUCGGAGGGGAAGACGGUGGAAGUUCCUUACAAAGGUCCAGUAAACGUGACAAUACGAGACAUCUUGGGCGGGGUCCGCUCAACCUGCACUUAUGUUGGGGCAGGCAAGCUAAAGGAGCUGAGCCGCAGGACCACCUUCAUCAGGGUCACCCAGCAGCUCAACACUGUCUUCGGCAAUGACAGCUGAAUUCCCAGCUCGACCCUGCUUCAGAUUGAAGGAUAAGUCUGCAACACUGCCUGUCUGACCUUAAUAUCCUCAUUGUUUUUGACCUAAGUAAUGGUUCUUCAAGGUGGAAUUUCAAUGCAGUUUUAUUAUAUUAAGCACACAGGAUCUGAGUUGGUUUCGAGAGACAGUGUUACAGAGUGUUUCAGAGAUCACUGUCUCUCCACAGUUAAGACGUAUGUUAGAGCAGUUACUCUUUUAAGUCUGUCCAUGUCUACUGUCUUAUCAUUCCAGUGCAGGGUUCUUUUUACAUGUAUGCAAAUCUGUCUGUAAACUGUAUCUACAACAGUUCAGUCUCUCUGCUCUGUGUCGAGCCUUUGUUACCCACAUUUAAAUUAUAGCAAAUGUCUUAAAUUACAUAGAAAGCCUAAAUAUGUAUGCAAGAGCUGUGGCUAAUUAGGAACUUUAACAGAUUCUUUUUUUAUUCAGUCAUUCCAUCACUCGUGAUUUUGCACUUUAAUUAUUUGAGAUUUCAGAGUCUAAUAUUUAGUUUCCGUUAUUGUCUCAUGAAAAUGUUUUGAGACUAUAGUUUCAUAUGUUGACUGACAUAAUUUAGUUUUUUUUAAAUAGUAUGUGAAUCAGAUUUAGGACAAUUUAUAUAUGAACCAAUGUACGCUGAGUGCAAGUACAUGCUAGAGCACAGACAGCAUGUAGUACUGAAUUCAUAGCAGAGCUGUUAUUCAUUAUGAUAUGUCAUUCCUUGGCCUUGGAAGUUUUACACCGUCAGUAUUGGGUACGGUUUCACCUCACAGUAUCUGUAGUUUCUCCAUUUCAAGCCAUUCUGUUGUUUCAUUUUUUAUUGUCUGUUUAUAAUUCACUUUUUCACUCAACCUUUUAUCCAGUCAAUAAAAAUAUUCCACAUCUUAA